CUUCUCAUCUCCUUGUUGCAGAUGAGAAGCUGUAAGGCACCUUCCAAGGGAUGAAGAUGAACCUUUCAAUGACUGAGCUAUCUGUUCCAGACAGCCUCCACACCUUACUUGAGGGUGUGACCGCAGCGGCCAUAAAACACAAACCGGUAGACACUGCAGAGUUUGUAGCUCUCUAUUUCCAAGACUUCAUUGCCUUUCAUAGAGGUUUGUUCCUACCAAUCCUUACCUGGAGAGGACGAGCUAUUUGGGUGCAGUUUAAUUUGUCCAGUUUAAUUUGUUCUUCUAUUUCAGACAAUCUAAAUUUGGACUUAGAGGAAGUGGUGAAAAAAUUUGAUUUCAAGUACGAAAAUCCGACUGAGGAACUAGUAAGGAAGGCAUUGUGCCACAGACACACUUCACUUUCUAAUGAGCCCCAGAAAAAGGAAGUGUCUACUGAUACAGAGGAAGAUCAGCUUCUUGAAGACCUUGCUAUCAAGUACAGCUCCAAAGUAAUUCAGUGCCCAUCAGCUGUCAGUUCUAUUGCAGAAAACAAACCCUCCCCUGGACCUGACGGAGCUUCAUCCCCUGAGGGCCCUGAACUUGCUUAUGUGCCUGCUGAUCCCGAACAGCUCGCCGCCCACGUGCUAGCCAUGGCAUCAAGGGAAGCCGGACAGCCACCACCAUAUUCUAAUGUGUGGACCCUCUAUUGCCUAACUGACUUGAGGCAAGGUCAAAAACCACCAUCCCCUGGCCAGCUGCCACAAGUGUCUGCUCCAAUUUACGCGAUGCGAGAAGAAAACAAGAAGGGAGACACUCCACCUUUCAUUUUAGUGGGCUCUACCAUUCAGACGGGGUGGGACUGGCAGUCUCUUCCUAGCCAUGCUGUCUUUGCACGACAAGGGGCAGGUGCCAGGAGACUCACAGUAGUCCCUGUCCCUGUAGCCAGGCCAGCUGAUGAGGAAGCAGACAGGCCAGGUGUGCCAGAUUUUAUCUCGGUUGCCAUCCCCCUGGAUAAUGUGAUGUCUGCCAAGCAAGGCUGACCAGCUGGCGACACGCAUGCAGGUAUAAACAUCCUUGCAGAGGGUUACAGGGGAGAUGCUGGGGUUUGGCUUUUGCUACUGACAAGUAUAAUUCAACACAUCUUUAAAUAUAAUUUG
Molecule: messenger RNA, 1136 nt
Organism: Oxyura jamaicensis (ruddy duck)
Lineage: Eukaryota; Metazoa; Chordata; Aves; Anseriformes; Anatidae
Gene: CABYR
Product: calcium binding tyrosine phosphorylation regulated
Exons: 3
Coding region: 51-1019 (322 amino acids)
Biological process (GO): sperm capacitation
Cellular component (GO): sperm fibrous sheath; cytoplasm
Molecular function (GO): calcium ion binding
Source: RefSeq, a predicted model, not a curated record